GUACAUCAUCAAACACUACAUCAUGAAGAACAAGGUCAACAUCCACAGCCGCCCGAGCAUUUGCGUUGGUCAGACGCAUAAGAUCGCGCGGGGCAUCCAUGAGAAGUCAGGGACGAAGGCGCCGCAGCACCUGCUCAUGCACCUCCCUGGCCUGAAGAUAAGGUUCUUCACGUUCGGCCACGGCGACCUCAACAGUCAGAAAGAACUCAUGGACGAGUCGAAAAUCGAUCAGGGGUUCGAUUACAUCGAGGAGCAUGCCCGUCUGAUCCAGAACAAGAGCCACCUUCGGUGGAUCACCAAGGAGCUGAGCAACGAGGCCAGCCUCAUUUUCGGGUGGAAGGAGUCGCUUGCGAAAGAGAUCAUGAGGGGCAUCGCAAACGAGGCGGUGCUGUGCCAAGAGCAUCUUGUCUGCCCCGUCACGCUGCGCAACAUCAAGCGCUCCUUCCUGGUCGGCAUCCUCAAGCCCAUGAUCAAGACGAUGGGCAAGCAUGCUCUCAUGAUGAUUGGCGAGCCUGGGAUCGGAAAGACUUUCGUGGGUCGCCCAGUCGCCCUGGCCCUCGCCAGGCGGUGGGCGCGCAAGAUCGGCGGCGAGCGCGCGGCCAUGCUGAAGAGCACGGCGGAGUUCGACUUCUUGAGCGGCCAGCCAGGGGAGAAGAGCUGUGCUUGGGUGUACGACGACGGGGCGCUGAACGAGCAGCGCGUUCGGGCCAUCAAGUCCUUCACGGACGUCGGGGAUGACGAGUCGAUGAUCUGGGCCCGCUGGGGGGCCACAAAAUGCGUGCAGGGGCAGCCUCGCUUGAUCGUGGACAACGCGUUCAACCCAGCCACGCUCCGCCCGACCAUCGGCAGCUUCCCGUCGAUAUCUCACGAGGACUUUCUGGCCGCCGUGUCGACAACCUUCCCCCCAGGGACGACUCUAGCCAACCUCAUGGCGUGUCUGAAGCGAUCGCACUUGACCCUCAACUUCACGCACGCCGACGGCAAGGUCUACGUCCUCCACCGCAUCGCCUCCGAGGGCACUGAGCCCGUUCCGUGCUUUGUGUUGGACGAGUCGAACUUCAUCAACAUGGACGGCAGGCGCCGCAUUGGCUUGUGGAAAGAUGGCCACCGCCAGUUCGGGACAUAUUACGACCAGGACGUGAUGUGGGAGCAGAACUGGCUGGCACAGCUCCUGGAGGACGACGAAGUCCCGCAGGGGGUCGACGACUCGGGCGCGGAGGGCGUUACCGCGGCCGCCGAGCCCCAGCGGUUCGGCAAGUUGAGCUUGGGGAACAUCUGGGGCAGCGCAGCAGCCGCGCCAGGGGGCGGCGUGCCCGCGGCCGCGAUGCCAGCCCCAGCAGCGCCAGAGGGCGCCGUGCCCGCGGCCCCGAUGUCAGCCCCAGCCGCGCCAGAGGAGGCCCCCCCAGCCAAGCGGGCGAAGCCUGACACCCAGGGGCCCCGCGCGGUGCCCCCCGAGCCUUUCGCGGACGGCUUCAAGUGCGAUCGCAUCGGGGGCGACCGCGACGACUACGAGGACGAGGAAGAGCCACCGCGCGGGACCCCCGCACAGGAGAUCGAGCGGCUCUGGAAGCUCCACCAGGCUGGCGCGAUCUCGCUCAAGGAGUCUAACGCCUUGAAGAAGGGCGCCAUCAAUGAUGGGUUCGACGCCAUGAAGAAGGUGGCGCCCGCCAAGAAGGAGGAGCGCAGUGCCAAUCGGGAGCGGGCGCCUCGCGGACCGAUCAAGCGGGGCCCCGAGGGCCCCUGCAGGGCGGCGGGCUCGACCGAGCAGGUUGCCAAGAAGGAGGUGUUCUCGGCGACGCCCGUGGACAGUGCGACGAUGCAGGAGCUCUUUCCAGGCGUCGUGGCGAUCGACUCGGACGAGGCCAGUCUCUCCGUGAACAGGGCCAGUACCAUGGCCUGCAUCGCGUGCGGGCGGGUGCCUGCCAUCGGCUUCCCCGCUCAGUCGCAGCGCAUUUGCCACGGAUGCCUCAUGCGGACCGCCGUGGCCGACCUUGACCAGAUGUUGGCCAUUCCGCAGCCCCGCGGCGCGUGGCGGGCGACGCGGGUGGAGCAGCUCAUGGCCGACAGCGACUCCGAGCACGACGACGGCGCCAGCGAGAUCUUGAUCCUUGACCCCGAGUCCGACGGCGAGGCCACGCUGGUGCCGUCAGAAGGCGACGCCGCGGACGACAUCACGAAUUGCAGCUUCGAGAGCGACUUCGUGGAGGACUUCGACAUCGAUGGUGAUUUCGCGGGCCAUGGCGGUGCCCCUGAAGGCAUCGACGACAAUCCCGUUGUCGGCCUGGAUGAGUUCUUGGACGGUGUCACCGAGGAGGCUUGGGUUGAGUUCUUGUGCCGCCGCAUGAGCGUCGUGGUGUGA
Prorocentrum cordatum is the source of this 2359-nucleotide messenger RNA. NCBI's taxonomy places the organism in Eukaryota, Dinophyceae, Prorocentrales, Prorocentraceae. The record is from the annotation of a GenBank genome assembly.